This is a messenger RNA of Ixodes scapularis (black-legged tick), 1959 nucleotides long. RefSeq names its product sodium-coupled monocarboxylate transporter 1. The record is from RefSeq and is a predicted model, not a curated record. Gene Ontology annotation, cellular component: membrane. Bases 1 to 1959 code for a protein of 652 amino acids. The transcript is spliced from 15 exons. Gene Ontology annotation, molecular function: symporter activity. Gene Ontology annotation, biological process: transmembrane transport; sodium ion transport. NCBI's taxonomy places the organism in Eukaryota, Metazoa, Arthropoda, Arachnida, Ixodida, Ixodidae.
AUGGACGCCGUGGAACUGCCAACAUCGGAGGAACUCUUGGUGCGCUUCACUGGUUACGACUAUGCCGUGUUCGUCAUCGCACUGGCGCUGUCCGGUGCCAUCGGACUCUACAACGCCAUCAAGGGCAGUCCCGGCGAAACCCUGCCCGAGAUGCUGACGGGCAACAAGGAACUGCCCGUGUGGCCGGUGGGCACGUCCCUCAUGGCAAGCUUCAUCUCCGCCGCCUUCCUGCUGGGCAACGCCACGGAGAUUUACGCCAACGGGACCAUGUACUUCAUGACCGUCAUCUCCUACUUCAUCACCAUCCCCGUCACGGCGCAUCUGUACAUGCCCAUUUUCUACAAUCUUCCCAUCGUCACGGCCUACGAGUACCUGGAAUUAAGGUUCAAUCGCACCUUGAGGAUCAUAGCUGUGAUACUUUACACUAUUCAAAUGGCCCUCUACCUGGCAGUCUCGCUAUACGCUCCAGCACUUGCCCUGUCCAAAGUGAUUGGGAUGCCACUCUGGGCUGCUGUGGCGGUUAUCGGAAUCAUCUGCACAAUUUACACGAGCAUCGGUGGCAUCAAGGCUGUCGUGUUCACAGACACAUUCCAGUGCGUGAUCAUGUUCCUCGCCUUCAUCGUCAUCGUCGCUGUUGGCUUCGAUCAAGUCGGAGGUUUCAACAACGCCUGGGAAAUAACCAAGCAAGGAAUGCGCGUCGAGUUCAAUAACGUCAAAAGUCCCCUGAACGAACGCCACACUCUUUGGGGGCUUGCCAUUGGCGGUUGUUUUACGGCAACUGCGAGCUACGCCACCAACCAAAUGAUGGUCUUGCGCUACUUGACCGUCAAGACCGUUAAAAGAGCAAAGAUUGUCGUUUACCUGAACCUGCCCUACCUGUGCCUCAUCCUGCUUUUGAGUUGUCUGGCUGGGAUCAUGGUUUACGCAAAAUACGCCACCUGUGAUCCCCUCCUAGCCAAACGAAUCGACACUUCUGACCAGGUGCUUCCUUACUUUGUGAUGGACGCUCUUGGUCAUAUCAACGGCGUUCCUGGCGUUUUCGUGGCAGGAAUUUUUAUGGCGUCAUUGAGUUCAGUAUCCUCAGGCGUCAACGCGUUGGCCUCCGUAUUUUACGUUGAUGUUGUCGCCGUUUGCAAGCCAGGAAUCAGCGUAGAGACGGGAUCAAAAAUAAUGAUUGGUUUAGGUGUAUUUUUUGGAAUGCUCUCGAUUGCACUGGUCGCCGUGGCUCAACAACUAGGGAAUGUUCUUGAGGCAACAACAGCCAUCAACAGCAGCAUUGGCGGUCCUCUUCUCGGUCUUUUCACAAUGGGAAUGUUUAUCCCGCACGUCAAUUCAAAGGGAGCGCUGCUUGGCGUGCUGUCGUCGCUUGCCAUCACUCUCUGGAUCAGCAUCGGCUCCAUGACGGCCGCCGUUCCGUACCCCUCUCCACCGGUCUCGAUGGACGGCUGCAUGAGCUUGUACAUGAAUGUCACCAAUACCUCCACCUACAUGCCCCCCGUCAAGGACCUCCGACCUUGGCCAAUUGGUGACGAGCCGCUCAGGGUCUAUGAGCUGUCGUACCUCUGGCAAACGUUAUUGGCCUUCCUCGUUGCCUUCGUUGUUGGGAUUCCCGUCAGCUUCUUGACAACACCAACCAGACCUGAAACUCUUAAUCCGAAGCUAAUCUGUUUCUUCGUCGAUAUCCUGUUUUGGUAUCUGCCGGAGAGGUGGAGGCGGCCAUUCCGGUUCAACGUUGGAAGAGAAUACGUGGAACCUACCCCAAGUAGUGUCCCUGCCAUAUCGAACGGAAAACUUGACAACGACGUCACCGUCAAGAAGGAUCCUGACCUGUUUGGUCCCAACGUGAGCGUGAUUCACAGGCUCACCGAUCAACUCUUCCCAACUCCGGAGUUCCACGGAAUUCAGGGUCUCGGCUAUCAAAGGAAGCGAACAACCGAUGACUACUUCAUUCAUUUAUAG